GCGGGCAGCGCGGCACGCAGCUAGGUGACUGGCGGCGGGCACGCGCGGCUCCUACGGCCUGGCCGGUCUCGCUCGACGAGACGUGCAGUGUUGGAUCCACGGCAGGUGCCGGCAUGCCGGCUGACGAGGAGACAUACGCGGUGAUAGGUAGUGGUGGCGAGACACGGCGCCCGGAGAGCGCCGACCCGUGGGAGGAACAAGACCCUUGGGGCGGCGGGCGGCGCAAGAGCGACGGCGCUGAUCGAGACGGUGACAAGUGGGCCGUCGGCCGCGACAAGAGUGAGGUGGCGGCCACGGCGGCGGUCGGCGCGAAGCUGGUCGGCGAGGAGACGGCGGUCGAGGGCGAGGUCGAGGCGGCUUCCCGGGGCGAGGGCAUGGGGGGCGCGAGGUGCCGAGGGCUCCAGAGAUCCAAGGUUGGCCCCAUCAAGAACGGCCUCGCGCAGGGCCUCGCAGGCAAGCAGAAGGGGGCGAAGGGAGAGGCCAUCAAGAAGAACCCUCAGCAGGGCUUCAGAGACAAGGUGCAGGGCCUCGCGGCCCAGAUCAGGAAGGCGAUCAAGGAGGUCUACCAGCCUAUGGCUCAGUCUACGAUGGCUGGUGAGAACAUCCUUCCGGCAGCGCUGAUGGCCGGGCCGGCGUCGGCCGGGCCGAAGAAGGAACCAGUGGCCAAGGGGGCCACGGAAGAGUUCCUAGCCAGGCGCGAGGCUGCCUUAGCCGACGUUGCAUUGGCCAGCGCCGGAGGAGACACCGACGACUCGGGUCGCUCAACGGAGAACUACGGCUUCCCACCAGGGCGCGGGGGUGGGCGGGUUCCCGGCGGUGCUGCCGAGGCCGUGAGUCUCGAGCCAGGAGCGACGGUCGGCAUCCCGCAACAGACAGCGGCAGGGCCGCCUCCCCAGGUGCCGCGGCCGACGCUGUGGGGCGCGGCCGCCUUCGCCCCUCAGUGGCCUCCAGCGAUGCAGUCUCGGCUCGCGGCAGCGCUCGACGAAGUGCCUCGGCGCGAGGUCCCGCCGUCGACGGCGGGCGAGGAGCAGCUCUGUCCCGAAGAACCUUCCGCCCAAGCUGGGCGCUGGAUCGACGACGGCCGAUGCGUUCCAAGGAACGCCGUGGAGCAGCUCCUUCCCGGCUCGGCGGGGCUUUGCACAGGCAGUCCCGGAGCGGUGGCGGCAGCGACGGCUGCUAUUCCAGCCGAGCCCCCGCCCGAGCCAGCUCCCGAGUGCGGGCGUCCACGCGACGCUAUCAAGUACUGCGGCAAGCAGCAUGGCGCGCCCGGGAACAACGGCCCCCCCCAGCAGACCGCCGCCGAGGCAGCGCGGGCGGCGGCAGCAUCCGCUCAGAGGGCCGUCGGGGUGAUGCAGAACAGCCCGCAAUUUCAGGCACUGAACCGGACGAUGCAAGUCGUGAUGGGCCAGCAGCAGGUUCCAGCCUCCCAGGUCGAAGAAGGACUACAGCAUAUAUACUUGGGAGUGAUCGAGAUCUGUCGGCUGAUCCCAGGCUUCGAGGACUUCGCCGAGACGCUGGAUGGGAUCAACAAUGCGGUGAAUGGGAUGGUCACGACGGUCGGGAACAUCGGCAUGGCGGUCUCUCAGCUGGGUCAGAUGCUGGUCCAGAUCGGAACGGCAGUCACUGGACUGGUGCAGGUGGCCAACGCCCAGAUCCAGAUGCUGGAUCAGGGAGAUCCCCGGGUGAACUCGAGCAGCGGGGUCUCGGCCAGCGGGGGGCCAAACGGGGAGACGGAUCCAGGUUCUCCAGACGGUUGGGAGAUCAUUGCCGACGAUGCCGAGAUCAGUCAGCGAGUCAGAAGCAACCGAGAGGGCGAGAUCGAGGCCCCGCAGAG
This is a messenger RNA of Prorocentrum cordatum, 1834 nucleotides long. The record is from the annotation of a GenBank genome assembly. NCBI's taxonomy places the organism in Eukaryota, Dinophyceae, Prorocentrales, Prorocentraceae.